UAUUAUAAUUCUACACAAAGAAGCAAAAUGAUACACUUCCACAUCAAACGUGUGACGAUAAACGACAUUGACAAUGUGAUCAAAUUUUUAAAAAGAACAUACUUCCUUGAUGAACCGCUGAUUAAAUCAUUAGAAUAUUGCACAUCAGAAACUGAAUAUUGUCCUGAGUUAGAGGAAUAUUGCCGAAAUAUUCUGACAACACUUUCAGUGAUAGCAAAAGAUGUUGAAGGAAAUAUUAUAGGAGCUCUUGUAAAUACUAUAGGUCUUAUUCAUGACCCAAUUGACUACCUACUAAACAUAGACAAAUACGAAAACAUAAAAAUACAAAAGUUCAUGCGAGUAAUUGCCGGAAGAUCGGGAGCUAAUUUACAAGAGAAAUAUCCGGAUGAUAGAGAAUCAUUUUACAUCAGCCUUGCGGCCACUGACAAGGCGUGGAGGAAUAGGGGAGUUAUGAAAAAAUUGAUGGAGGAAGCUCAAAAAAUAGCAAGAGAACAUGGCAUCAGAUUGAUCCAGAUAGACACAUCUAGCUUCUACUCAGCCAAAGCUGCUGAAAAACUCGGCUUUACGUGCAUUUACGAGAGACGUUACGCAGAUAUUACAUAUAACGGCAAACCAAUCGUCGUGCCUGAUCCCCCACAUACAACGGACAAAGUUUUUAUAAAGGAACUCUUUUAAAUGUAUAUGAAUUCGCUAAAAAUAGAGAACCUUAUGUUUUACUUGGGUAAAGUCCGUUAAAAACUUCGAUCUUUAAUUAUUGUUAUUAAUGAUACGAGACCUGAAAGUUCCUAAAAUUGUAUUGUAACGCUUAGAAAAUAAUUUGCUAUAAUUCACUACGACGAAGUACUACAACAGUGUGAUCUAGCGUCUCUACCGGUUAUGUGAAGCCCU
Colias croceus (clouded yellow) is the source of this 888-nucleotide messenger RNA. RefSeq names its product arylalkylamine N-acetyltransferase 1-like. NCBI's taxonomy places the organism in Eukaryota, Metazoa, Arthropoda, Insecta, Lepidoptera, Pieridae. The record is from RefSeq and is a predicted model, not a curated record. The transcript has 4 exons. The coding region runs from base 28 to 675 and encodes 215 amino acids. Gene Ontology annotation, molecular function: N-acetyltransferase activity.